AUGAAGAAGCUUUUUGGCUUCAGGAGUAAGAAGGGCGUGUCACCCUUCGGCUCCUCCAUCAGCCUGGGGAGAGACAGAGGUCAUCAUAAAACCAGCUUCCAGCCCUGGUACCACAUCCGAGACAAGGACCUCCGAAAGAUUCACAAAGCUGCCAGCGUAGGCAACGUAGCUAAAGUGCAGCAGGUCCUGUUGCUUGGAGAGAAUGCCUUGAACGAGAAGGACAAGAGGAACAGGACUGCGCUCCACUUGGCCUGUGCCAAUGGCCAUCUCGCGGUGGUGGCCUUCCUCCUGGAGAGAAGAUGCCAGCUUAACCUCUGUGACAGUGAAAACAGGACCGCGCUGAUGAAGGCCGUAGAAUGCCAAGAGGAGGAGUGCGCGACUCUCCUGCUGGAGCACGGCGCCGACCCGAACCUCACGGAUGCCAAUGGCAACACCGCGCUCCACCACGCUGUCUUUUGCCAGAAUGUAUCACUCGCAGCAAAGCUGCUUUCCUAUGACGCCAAUAUAGAAGCCAGGAACGAGGUAUAGCUCAACUAACUUUAUUGACAAAAUAUUGGCAAAGCAUUUUUCUAAACUGUAGUGUUUUUUUGAUAACAGGAUGUAAAUAGAUAGACUGAGUAGUGUCCAGCAGGCCCUGUUACCAUGGAAACAACUCCAAAGCCAAGUCAGGGGUUGGGUGGAACAUGUCAGAGCCCACAGAAAGGGCAACGCUGUCUCUCUCAGCCACCUUCUACCCCAGAAGGAAGAUUUUCCCACUAGAAAGUGCUCAGGAAUGGGUGGUAGGCUCAAGUCCUACAAAGAAUGAAGGCCUGGGGAGAGUGAAGUGAUGUGG
Messenger RNA from Cervus elaphus (red deer), 832 nucleotides. Its product is annotated as ankyrin repeat domain-containing protein 26-like. The transcript is spliced from 3 exons. NCBI's taxonomy places the organism in Eukaryota, Metazoa, Chordata, Mammalia, Artiodactyla, Cervidae. Gene Ontology annotation, molecular function: protein binding. Bases 1 to 528 code for a protein of 175 amino acids. The record is from RefSeq and is a predicted model, not a curated record.